UGGAGCCAGAGCCAACCCUCUUUCAACUUAGUGAUGAAAUGAAAACUUGGAAAGGAAGAAACUCUUCGAUUUUAUUUCGUAAUUAGGAUAAUACGACAUGAACAACAAGAGGAAUAUGGAUGGAAUAACUGAUAUAGAGUAACAUCUCUCACCGUCUGCUUUCGUCAACCAUUUUCAGGGGGCUGGAGGGGGCAGGGACAGGGGCCAUGGCAGAGGCAGAGGAGGCUCUGGGACAGGAGGACUGGAAGGAGAAGUGUUUCGUCCUGGAAGCCCUGCUCAUGAAGUUCCGGGUGCAGAUCAUCAAGAUCAGAGAGCUAACGGCAGACAAGAUUCAGCAGCUGGAGACGCAGGUGGUAGAGGCAGACAAACGUGCCUUCAAAGCUCACCAGCAGGUGCAGUGGAUGGAGGAGAAGGCGAAGGCUCCAGACGGUCAGUCAGGUGACUCUGAGGUGCGGUUGUUCAAACGCUGUCAGGACCUACAGUCUCUCCUACAGGAGAAGGAUGAUGUCAUCACCCUGCUGGAGACACAGCUGGAGGAGCAGAAACAGAUCCGAGCCCAGGAUGCUAAGACUGUGGAGGAGAAAGCAGCAAAGAUCAAAGAGUGGGUGAUGCUGAAGCUGUGUGAGUUUGAGGUGGAGAAUGCUGCUCUUAGAGAGACCAACAUUCAGCAGGAGGCUCAGAUCCAGGAGAUACAGAAACAGAUGCAGGCCCUGGAGCAAAAGCGAGGAGUUGGUGUCCAGUCUAAGCCCGGGGAAGCCCAGCGUCUCAGCAGCCUGACGUUUGGCUGUUUCCAGGUACGAGGGAAGAACCCCCAGGUCCUAACAGGCCCCGAGCCCGUCCAGAGGACCCUCAGAACCCAGCCCGAGGCCGAAGGGGGGAACAACACUGAUAACGGCACUAACCAGACAUCAUACUCCUCCGGGGCAGAGAGUGGAGGCCACAGAGCAGCGGAUGCUACCUCAGAGGAGGAGUCUGAGAGUGUGUGUGAGAGCGCAGGAGGGCCAGAGUUUCGCUGUGUGUCCUCUGUGCUCACCAAUGCUGCUUCAGAGGGCGAGGGUGGACGUUUCAGUGAGGGAGGGGGGUGUCCUCUGAAGUACAGCCGUCCCGGCAGCGAUACCUACCUCACGGCGUCCGAUGACAGCAGCUCUCUGUUCGAUGAUGACAUGGAGCGUACUAAGCGCCCCCACUUCCACCUGCCGGGGUCCGGGGAGGGGGGUCUGGCGGAGAAGGACGGGGUCAGGGAAAGGAAGCUUGAGGACUGCUCCUCGGACGAACUCAACAAACGCUUCCAGUCCCAGAGACUAGACUCUUCGUCCUCCUCCAGUGACCCCUCCAACACCCCUAGCCCCAUCCUCACCCCCACCCUCACCCCCAAGCGCCCAACCUCCACCCAGGACUCCAGAGACCUCCCUGCCUCCCUCAAGCAGCCCCGCCUGCGGACGACCGCUGGAUUUGGAGUGAUGAGCGUGGCACUGGCCAAGAGACACCUGAGCCAGCCGCCAAUCAGCACGGAGGCGGCUCAUGGACGUACACGCAAUGCCAUCAGCAUGCUCCGCCCCCUUAGGCCCCAGGAGACCGACCUGGAUCAGGAACAGGAGGUCAGCAUGGAGACAAGCAGAGACACUCCACCUCAGCCAGCCACCAAGCCAACCUUGAGCACCUCACCAGCCUCAUUCGCCACGGACGAAGAGGAGCCCCCAGAGAACCCAGACCCCCCUCCCACGGUGCCAGGGAGCAAACCACCAACACCCCCUCUACACAGAUUCCCCUCCUGGGAAAGCCGGAUAUAUGCAGUGGCUAAGUCUGGCAUCAGGCUGUCAGAGACCUCAUGUACAGACCAGACAAGCAAAGACCCCUCCCUCCAGUCCUCGUACCCUGCUUUUGUGCUCUACACAUCCCUCAUCUAUAAGAACAUGACCACGCCUGUUUACACUACGCUGAAGGGGAAAGCCACUCUGCUGAGUAGUAGUCCAUUCUCAGAGUCGUGCAGCUCAGAGUCGUCGUCCAGCUCAGAGGAGUCGUCCAGCUCAGAAGUAGAGGAAGCAUCUAAAUGUAGCUCACACCCCUCUAGAUCCGGCUCCCGCAAGAACAGCAACCCCGGCAGCCCCCGCUCCCUCAAGAGAGCAGUGUCCAUGUCGUCCAUGACAUCAGAGAGUGACUAUGCCAUUCCUCCUGAUGCCUACUCUACUGACACAGAGUGUUCUGAGCCAGAGCAGAAACUGCCCAAGACCUGCUCCAGCACCCGCGACAACGGCAAGAGUGAGCCCAUGGAGAAGUCAGGGUACCUCCUGAAGAUGGUGAAGACGUGGAAGAAGACAUGGAAGAGGCGCUGGUUUGUCCUCAAAGAUGGAGAGCUGCUCUAUUACAAGUCACCGAGUGAUGUCAUCCGGAGACCACAGGGUCAGAUUGAGGUCAACGCCACCAGUAGCAUCGCCCGCGGUGACGGGAAGCAAGUGCUCCAGAUUGUUACAGGGAAGAGGGUAUACUAUCUGAAGGCAGACUCUCCCAACCUGCUAGAGGAGUGGCUGAGGGUUCUACAGAGUGUUCUGAGGGUCAAAACAGCCAGCCCACUUUUUGCUCAGCCUGAGAUACGACCCGGGAUGAAGGGCCACCUCAUCAAGGUGAAACAUGGCUACUCCAAGCGGGUGUGGUGUGCCCUCAUCGGUAAAACACUCUACUACUUCCGCAGUCAGGAAGACAAGUUCCCCCUAGGUCAGAUCAAGCUGUGGGAGGCUCGGGUGGAGGAGGUGGACAGGUCACAUGACUCGGAUGAGGAGCUAAAGUCAUGCGGGAGGGGCUUAGAGGCCCCGCCCCAUACCAUAGCUGUCCAUCCCCAGGAGCAGGGCCCCACCUACCUGCUCAUUGAAUCCCGACAUGAGAAGGAUGCUUGGCUGUAUCACCUGUCAGUGGCAGCGGGCACCACUUUGGGCAAGGUGGGCACAGAGUUUGAGCAGUUGGUGGGCAAACUGCUCAAUGUGGAGGGAGAACCAAACUCUCAGAGCUGGAGACACCCCAUGCUGUGUUUCAGUAAAGAGGGUCUGGUCUCUGCCCUCACCACCCUGCCCUCUCAGGCCCUGCAGACUGAGGCCAUCAAGUUGUUUAAGACAUGCCAGCUCUUCAUCAACGUGGCCAUCGAUGCUCCAGCUAUUGACUACCACGUGUCCCUGGCCCAGAGUGCUUUGCAGGUGUGCCUGACCCACCCGGAGCUACAGAACGAGUUAUUCUGUCAGCUCAUCAAACAGACAACCAAGAGACAGCCCCAAGGGCAGCCCUGGCCCUUACAGGGCUGGCAGUUCCUGGCUCUGUGUGUGGGUCUUUUUCUGCCCCAGCACCCCUUCCUUUGGCUGCUGCAGGUACACCUUAAGAGGCAUGGAGACUCAAGAACAGAGGUGGGUAAAUACGCCAUCUACUGUCAGAGGUCGGUAGAGCGGACACAGCAGAAGGGUGAGCGCCAGGCCAGGGCGUCCCGUAUGGAGAUCCUGUCUAUCCUUCUCAGGAACCCAUACCACCACUCACUGCCCUUCAGUGUACCUGUUCACUUCCUCAACAAUACAUACCAGGUAGUGGGCUUUGAUGCCUCUACCACAGUGGAGGAAUUUCAGUGCAGGCUGAACCAAGACACAGGCAUGAGGAAAACUGGUCAAUCAGGCUUCAGCCUCUACACGGACGACCCUACUGGACGAGAGCUGGAGCACUGUCUACAGGGGGGCAUCAAGAUCUGUGACAUCAUCUCCAAAUGGGAGCAGGCCUCCAAGGAGCAGCACACGGGCAAAUCUGAGAACACCAGGACUGUCAGGCUCACCUACAAGAACAGGCUCUACUUCUCUCCUCAGGUGAGAGGUGAGUCCGAAAGAGAGAGGCUGCUCCUGGUCUAUCAGGCCAACGAGGCCAUCGCAGCAGGACACUUCCCUGUCAACAAGGAACUGGCUCUGGAGAUGUCUGCCCUGCUUGCCCAGGUGGAGUUUGGAGAUUUUGAGCGUCCGUUCUCCACCCCAGCCAGCCCCAACUCAGCCCAGACCAAGUCCAACCAGACCCUGAAACAGGUACUGGAGAGGUUCUACCCAAAACACUACCGCAGGACAUCCACUGAGGAACAACUCAGGCAACUGCGCCAGCGUCUGUCCACCCGAUGGGCAUCACUCAGGGGUCGAAGUUCAUCCGAGUGUGUACGCAUCUACCUGACUGUGGCUAGGAAAUGGCCCUUCUUCGGGGCCAAGCUGUUUGAAGCAGAGUCCAUCACGCCCUCUCCUGAGCAGGGUGCCCACCUGUGGCUGGCAGUGCAUGAGGAUGGCAUCAGCGUGCUGGAGCACAACUCCAUUAAACUGCUGGUGUCCCACCCUUAUAAGAACCUGAUGACGUUUGGAGGCUGCAAUCAGGACUUUAUGCUGGUGGUAAGCCAGAGCAUUGGCAGUAAUGCUACCAAAGACAAGCCCACAGAGAAACACCUGUUCACUAUGGCCACCUCCAAGAACAGGGAGAUGACCCUUCUCAUCUCCAGUUACAUCAACAGUGCCCAUCAACAGAAAGCCGCCACCCACCACCUCUCUGCCCCUGCCUUGCUGGUGGCUCAGCCUGUCAAUCUCAAGAGCAAAGAGCUAAGGAGUAAAUCACCACCAGCGGCAGGCAGACCUAGCAAGGCACCUACUCUCCUGUGAUCGCCCUUCUACAAGCUGCAAGAACAGCUACAUACAUUUAUAUCAGGCCAGGGGAUCAGCGGAGUACGUGGAAUCAGGGUUGUGUUCAGUAGGUACGAAAUGGAGUGAAACAGGGGGGGGGGUACAAUCUUAACCUGUCCAAUAAGAAACAGCCAUUUACUUUUCCCAUUGCAAAACGUUUUGACACGUUGUGGCAUAAUGACGCCACCCAGUCUCGUCUCUGAUCACGUGACAGGGGACUGACGAACUCCAGUGCAGAGACUUAUGGCAUGGUACAGUGGGUACAUGGUACAAUGGUCCAUAGUGAGCUUUUUCUCAUCCCUGUGCACUUUAAUUCAUCCGCUGUAGAUUAGUCUGUUCGCUCACCAAAGAGCAAGGUCAGUGUUAUUUAUUGACAGACAGCCUUAAACUCUAAAGCCUUCUCUAGUUUAAGCUUUUCAGUAUUUUCUAUUGCUUGUUUUCUAUUUUUUGUAACUUUGUACACAGUUUACUUCCUGCCUUUAAACUUUUGUACCUCUAUUAUUAUAAUAAUAAUUUGGGGGGUGCUUAUAUUUGUCCUGUUACACACUAGUGUGUACUCCAAAUGUUUUUUGUUUGUUGCAUAUCCCAACUCCCCAUUAGACACCCACAAGGAGUGGGGUCACGGCCAGGGUCGCCGUUGUAUAGCGCCUCUACAUAUUUUUCUUCUGUUUCUACUGCGGCCUAUAAUGCCAGUUUCCAACAGAGGACCUUUUUUUGUUGUUCAUAUUUCUGGGUGUGAAAUAAGGUAAAGGAAACCAACACGAUCAGCCUAUGAUAUAGCCUUAAGUUCAAGUGCCAUGUAGAACAGGAUUAUUGAAAGGACAUAGGAUGACGUUGGGGUUGCUGUUUUAGCCAACUGGCCCACUAUGGUUGGAGUGGAGAGAUGAAUAAGCUUCCUUCGUGCGAAGUUGGUUGCAUGGACAGUACAGAGAUUGAGGAAAGGGAGUGGUGUAAGUGGCUAGUUUGUGGAGACGUGGGAAAGAAUGCAAUGGAAGUGAUUGAUGCACAUGAUUGGGUAAGUGGAAGUGACACAGUACAGUAUUGAGAAAGACCGCUUUAUGAGUAGUUGGUGUAUUAAAAGUCCAAUAUUUCUCCAGCAAGAAUGUUGCUCGGACUGUCUGAGAGUGGCCUGAGUGAGGGGCCUAAUGGGAGGGAAGUGUAACCUUAAAACCAGCUUUUAUUGACAGAGAUGAGGGCAAACUCUCAUUGUUAUUGGUCUAUUAACUUAUCUCGCCUGGUGAUGUCGAUUGGCGGUCCAAAAUUCCACCCAGUCAAACAAGCUGAAAUGUCAGGCACCUUUUUUAAACAGCCCGUACACUAAAAGGGCAUUUUCACAAUUUCACAGUAUUAUUCCAACCUUUAUAGUGUGGAAAUAUAUAUCAAACACAGGAAAAUCAUGUUUUAGACUGCACUGCCCCUUUAAAAGAUGGUCGAGCCCUAUGAAGUGGUGAGGAAAUACUGCAUCAACUUCAAAACUCCCUUGCUAGUUAUACAAUCACGUAACUAAGACAUUUGCUGGAAAGUAACUUCAAAAUGAUUUAUUUUUUUGUUGAAUAGUCAUGACUGGUUUAAGAUAUCUGUCUUAAGAUGGCGGUGACGAAGGAUAUCAUUGCUGCAUUCCAGUGAAUUUCUUAACUAAAUGAUUGCAUCACUAGCAAAGGGAUUCUGAAGUUGCAUUAUUUAUGGGCUCCCGAGUGGCGCAGCGGUCUAAGGCACUGCAUCUCAGUGCUAGAGGCGUCACUACAGACACCCUGGUUUGAAUCCAGUCUGUAUCACAACCGGCCGUGAUUGGGAGUCCCAUAGAGUGGCGCACAAUUGGCCCAGCGUCGUCCGGGUUCGGCCGGUGUGGGCCGUCAUUGUAAAUAAGAAUUUGUUCUUAACUGACUUGCCUAGUUAAAAUAAAAUGUAUUUAUUCUGAAGUUUGGCAAUGAGGAUGAAAACUAGCAUAGUUUAGCCAGGGAAAACCAGCUCGGGCCAGUUGCACAUGUGCGCCAAUGCACACUAGGCUAAUUCAGGAGACUGCGAAAAUGUUGCUUAAAAAGUUCAGAGACUGAAACAAUUUUUAAAACAUUAUUAUUAUUUUUUACAUUGAACCUUUAUUUAACUACACUGAAAUGAAUAAAUCAGAUGAUUUACAUUUAAGGAGAGCGAAUCGACAUUACAAUCCUUAAAUCAGCUUCAACUGUCAACAGUAAAACAAAGCCUUAAAACAAUGUCAGAGUGAACCCUGAACACAGAAAAUGAAUGGUGAUGUCUCUACCGGACACCACUCGAUCACCUCUUGGUUACUGAGUGGCCUGUUGGGGGAACUGAAAUGGUCCAAAACUCAACCUGGAUUACUGGUAGGUGACCAGUGACCGCCAUGUUGUUUUCACUUGUCCUUUCAGUCCAUCCAGGAUGAAGAAUGAGGAAACUACUUACCAGUAUUCAGUAUAUGUGUUGUGGGCCUGGGGGGGGGGGGGAGGUAAAGGAGUGCAAUUUUUGUAUUACAGUGGAAGGAGGGUGUGACAGUUGACAAAUUGAAUUUAAACCAAAGCACGACCCAUUUGUUCCAUUUUGCUUCACGUUACUAUGAAGUUGAACUGGAAAGCAUAUGUUUAGAUCAGUAUGAUCAUUCAUUAGAAUCUGAACCCAUUUUGAGCUGUAUGUUCCUUGUUUCUCGUGCGUGUUUUGCUGUUCAUGCUGCGUGUCAUUCCCAAAAUACAAGCUUAUACUGUAUGACUUAGGUAUUUAUUUUGAUAUGCCAUACAUUUUUAUAAAUAUAUGUAGAAUGCAUCUUUUAAAAUGGUCAUUAUUGUACAAAUAUUUAAAUAAACGCCAUUGCCAAACG
Molecule: messenger RNA, 7506 nt
Organism: Oncorhynchus mykiss (rainbow trout)
Lineage: Eukaryota; Metazoa; Chordata; Actinopteri; Salmoniformes; Salmonidae
Gene: plekhh2
Product: pleckstrin homology domain containing, family H (with MyTH4 domain) member 2
Biological process (GO): negative regulation of actin filament depolymerization
Cellular component (GO): cytoskeleton; cytoplasm
Molecular function (GO): actin binding
Source: RefSeq, a predicted model, not a curated record